This is a messenger RNA of Musca domestica (house fly), 862 nucleotides long. RefSeq lists its product as uncharacterized. Bases 341 to 772 code for a protein of 143 amino acids. The transcript has 4 exons. Lineage: Eukaryota; Metazoa; Arthropoda; Insecta; Diptera; Muscidae. The record is from RefSeq and is a predicted model, not a curated record.
AAAUGUCCUAAAACGGAUUUGGUCCAAAGACAUCUAGGGUCUAAAACCGUUAUUUCUACUAGGCACGUUUUGACCGUAUCAAAUGAUACAUACCCUCUCUGGCCAUACGGCAUAAACCCAAACUAAAUAUCAAACUACAUCCUGAAACUAGAAUUCUAAAGAUUCGUCAAGUGAACUUGUUUUCAAUAUUAUAAUUUAAAAAAGGAACGACUACAAUAAUAUUUUAUAUGUAUUUGUUUGCAAAUAUAUUAUCGGUAGUCUGUGCGCAUUUUGUCAUAUUAAUAUUUGUUACUCAAACGGUAGAAUUCUAAGCAAUUACACAAUUCUCAAAAUUUAAGAAAUGAUAACAUUAAACAUUUUUGCGCUUUUUUUGCUCGUAUCCAUUUUUAUAAAAGAAGUUGGUAGUGUCCAUUGCUAUGCUUGCAACACCCGCGAUAACGAAGAAUGUGAUAAUCUAGACGAUUCCGGCAAUAGUACAUUAACAACGACUUGUGAAGAUACGUGUGCCACUGUUAAAGGUCAAUGGGGCAACAUAAAUGCAUAUGAACGAAGAUUUUUACUUUGGCGUGGCUGCGGUCCCAUUGCAGAGUGUACACAAGCUCAAGCCAUGUGUUGUCAUUGCAAGGACGACUAUUGUAAUUUUGGAAAUGUCUGCUUUAGUCACUCUAUUAUUCCCAUAUCCAAUAUUGUGCUAAACUACCUCUACCCACCUUCCGAGGAAAACUCUUUAAACCCUCUCCAGCACUGGAAGAAGUCAUAUGCCCCCAUAUGAGCGAGGAUCACUCAUUACUCUAUCAUGCGAAAUUUGUCUUGAACUUCGUUAAUUGCUUAAGGGAGAGCAAUCUAUAUCCCGCAGAGAUGU